Onychostoma macrolepis is the source of this 1335-nucleotide messenger RNA. It is a transcript of the gene epcam, whose product is annotated as epithelial cell adhesion molecule. The record is from RefSeq and is a predicted model, not a curated record. The transcript is spliced from 10 exons. Gene Ontology annotation, cellular component: membrane. Lineage: Eukaryota; Metazoa; Chordata; Actinopteri; Cypriniformes; Cyprinidae. The coding region runs from base 177 to 1091 and encodes 304 amino acids.
AAGCAGGUAUACAUAAUUUGACACCUGUUGCGCGUUUAGAUCAGUCGUUUGGCGGGGAAGAGAGGCUAUCUGCAGGAGCUAUUCGUUAUUAAGCUCAAGACUUAUCAAAGAGUGGAAUAACUCUUUCUGGUUGGAUUUCUAAUUUUUCUUAAAGCUUUGUUCUCUCUAAUACCGAGAUGAAGGUUUUAGUCGCCUUGUUUGUUGCGGUGUUAGUGGAAGUGGCCGCCUCAUGUACUUGUGCCAGUAUGAAGUGGGCUGUGUGUGAGCCUGACCCAUGCCGGUGCACUCUUCAAUUAACUAGGGAUGUGAUGCAACCGCUUGAUUGUACAAAAUUGAUUCCCAAGUGCUUCCUCAUGAAAGCGGAGAUGUUUCGCGCCAGGAACAACCUGACCACAAGAUCAAUUGGUGGGAAGCCGGUAGAAUCGGCCUUUGUGGACAAUGACGGCAUCUAUGACCCAAUGUGUGAGAGUACUGGGCAGUUCAAGGCUGUCCAAUGUAAUGGCACUGAAGUGUGCUGGUGCGUCAACAGUGCCGGUGUGCGCAGAAGUGACAAGGGAGACAAGAACCUCAAGUGUGAGCCUGUGGAGACCUAUUGGGUUCGUCUGCAAAUGAGGCAUAAAGAGACGACUGCUCCUGCCGAUCUUGCCAAAUGGAGGACUGGAAUUGAAAAUACUUUACUGGCUCGUUACAAGUUGGAUAAGAAAUUUGUGUCUGAGGUUCAGUAUGACAAAGAUGGCCGUCUCCUCAUUGUGGAUGUGAAAAAGCCUAUGGGAUCUGCUGAUCCAGACCUGUCCCUCAUGACUUACUACAUGGAGAAGGAUGUCAAAGUUCUGCCCCUCUUUAAAGACGCUCAACCAUUUGAAGUCAGUGUUGAGGGAUCAAAGGUGUCCAUGGACGACAUCCUGGUGUACUAUGUAGAUGAAAAGGCACCCACCUUCACCAUGCAGAGGGUGACUGGUGGUAUCAUUGCUGUCAUUGUGGUGGUCAGCUUGAUUGUGAUUGCAGGAUUCCUGGUUAUUUACUUCCUCGCACGGCGACAGAAGGCCAUGUACAGUAAAGCACAGGCCAGAGAGAUGGAGACCAUGUCUUAAAGCUAUUAAUGACAUCUCAUGACCUUGAGUCUGAUUCUGGGAUGUGCCCCAUGCUGAAGCUUAGACCUGCUGUACAUUUGCUUGUGACCUUUAUUAGAAAUUAAGUGUCUGUUACAUGCGGAGUACAGUUUUUAAUUGUUACACUUUUCUAUUUAAUGAGGGCUCCUUUUCAAUUGGUUCAAUGUUUUAACACUGUACAGUUUGCGACUUGUAAGUUUUUAAUAAAAUUUGUUUUUGUGUUAAA